Molecule: messenger RNA, 6549 nt
Organism: Branchiostoma floridae (Florida lancelet)
Lineage: Eukaryota; Metazoa; Chordata; Leptocardii; Amphioxiformes; Branchiostomatidae
Product: adhesion G protein-coupled receptor L2-like
Biological process (GO): adenylate cyclase-activating G protein-coupled receptor signaling pathway; cell surface receptor signaling pathway
Cellular component (GO): membrane
Molecular function (GO): carbohydrate binding; G protein-coupled receptor activity
Source: RefSeq, a predicted model, not a curated record
CCCCUAUUACAAAAUCGCAGUUAGUAGCUUCCAAGAACAUCUCUCCUCUCUCGUAGUCAUACAGAGACUGCCAAGAGUUCGCGCCGUCGCCACGAUUUUACGUCCUCUCCUGCCGUCCAAUCAAGAUUACGUCGACGUUGACGCCAAGCUGACGUUACAUGACGCUCAUCUGGUGAAAAUCUCAACGUUGAGAAGCCUAGAAGGGAAGAUUUGGGCACAUGUGAGCGGUGUUGUGGGUAGUCGUCAUUAACCAGUCGUGCUGUGUUUAUGUGGUAAGACGGUGCGAGACCACGGUGUGAGUCAGAGUUGACACAUCCCCGCUGAGUUACAGGUGUGGGCUUCGAUCGUCUAUCCCCCUUCAGCCAAAACAAACCUCACCCGCAUGGACUAAAGCUGCCAUGGAAAAAUCACUUCUUUGUUGUAGGACUAUUGGCUAAAAAGGAAGACCGCCAGCGCAACUUGAAGACCGACCCAGUGGAAAUUGGUUGGCGGGGACGAGUGGCCUUGACCGGGCUGAUCAUCUCCAGCGACCUGUGGCCACAUUGCUGCGAACUGUGGCAUAACUACAUCGUAAACUCUUCACUUCAAGUUGAACGUUAUCCGCCCAGAAUACAUCCAUCUGAAACAACACUUGGCACCGACAAGAUAUGGGGGAUAGAGGAAGACGACAGACUUCGGCUUGGAAGGACGCCAGCCCGCUGAGCCAUAUCCGCCUUCGCGCGGUUCUCUGUGUCCUAAUAUUACCAGUGAGCCUUUUGCCAACCUUUACAUCCGGGUCUUGCGCCGGGUCGCCAUGUUCGAACAACGGCACAUGCGUACCAGUGACUCCAUCCUCCAGCCAUCCCAACUCGCUACCGGUCCGUCUGAACUGUCCGGAGGGCUGGAUCAGGCAGGGAGGGUCCUGCUACAAGUUUCACAUCAACGACAGGAAGAGCUGGGAGGAGGCGAGGCAAACUUGUCGAGGGGAGUCCUCAGAGUUGGUUUCCAUAGAAACGGAGGAAGAACACGACUUCCUCCGAGCGCUGACGGUCAAUGGCUUGUACAGUGGCUUAUUCGAUGAAUGUCCGACGAACAACACUCUAUUCUACAACAAUAAAACGUAUACCGCCUCCUUGGAAAAGUUGACUCAGUCCCAAGCUUCUGAAGUUUGCCAGGCUAAGGGCGGUCGCCUGGUCGCCCCAAAGGACGCCGAGUCUUAUACGAGAGUCGUAUUUCUCAAGAACUGUUUGGACAGAACUGAACAGUUUUGGCUAGGGUUGAUGAAAGUCAACGGAAGUUGGGUGUUCAGUGAUGGCACGGAGGCUGGUGGGUUCCAGCCCUGGGCGCCGGGAGAACCGAACAACAAGAGCCGGCUCUGUUCUCACAUUGUGCGGGGAAACAGAGGGAACUCCCGGACGGACCAAUGGGCGGAUGCCUACUGUAAUCAGUGGAGCUUCAGUUAUGUCUGUGAAGUGGAUGGAGAUGUCGGUGGAGAUUCGUUUUGGACCAGUGGAACAGACGAGUCUAGUGAGGGCGUAUUCAAGUGGAACGCCACGGGAAGUAACGUCACGGCCGGCGGCUGGAAGACAGGAGAGCCGAACGGCAGGCGGAACGAGAACUGCAUCGAGCUGCGGAGGCAACACAACUUCUUGUGGAACGACGCCAGAUGUGAACAUAAGAAUUUCUUUAUCUGUGAGAUAGGAACAAAAGACUUUUGGGCGGUGGAACCGGAAUGGACAGAUAAAGAUGCUGAUUUUCAGUGUAAAUGCCCAGCUGGUUAUUCCGGAGAGAAGUGCCAGGUGCCACCAGAACAAGGUCUGGUAGGACUCUGGCCGCUAAGCCAGCGUCACGGUGCAGACGACACUAGCCGUUUCGGUAACCAUGGAAACGCCUCAGGCAUCCAGCUCGCGGAAGGGCCCCUGGACGACAGCGAAGGCGCUUUCUACUUCGCGGGAAACUCCAGCUCGUUCGUAGAGAUCCCCAACAACGGUGCGCUGGACGUGCUGGACGCCUCUGUCACGGUGCUGGCGCACGUGUAUCCCAUGGGGGAGUCCGGUCUGGUCGUGAACUAUCCCGUCAGCAGUGAAGGGUGCACUCUCUGGCAGCUGGCCAAUAACAGCUUGUUCGGGAGCUUUGCGCUGGACCCAACCGUCCUGACGGCCAGCGUUCUCAGGCCUAACAAGUGGAACUAUGUCGGCGUGACGUAUGACGUCACGUCCGGGGAGACCAAGCUGUGGCAUCAGGGAGUGGCCGUUGACAGCGAGCCAAUAGGAAACACGGAGCUCAACAUCAGCGGACCAAUCAGAUUGGGGUACAGAGAUGGGGAUCUUGAGUCGAGAGCGUUCCAUGGGAGAAUCGCCUGUCUUCAGAUCUACAACUACGCUUUGGAACAGCGGCAGAUUCGGGCAGCACGACAUGCUUGCGAUGGCGCACUACCGGAAGUGACGGUGACGUGUGAAGGGCAGGAGCUGAAGCUGAGCUGCGGCAGUCUCACCAGACCCUUCAUCUACGUGGAGUACGCCAGCUACGGGCGCUCAGGCAUGGGCUGUGGGGGAGUCAGCGAUAACUUCAGCCUCAACUGUUCAGCCCAGGGCACACUUCACAUAGUUCGUAACAGGUGUAACGGCCUACCUGAGUGUUCGAUGGUAGCUGAUGACACCAUUUUCGGUGACCCAUGCCCAGGCACACAUAAGUACCUGGAAGUUCGGAUGAAAUGCGUGGCGGGUCCACCAGAGGGUUAUGCGCCUGCGCCGACUGAGCUGCUGACGUCACCUGCAACAUUCCACACCAACUUACCUCCCACCGUAACCGCCACGAGUGGACCCCCGAUCACGAAUGUUGUGGUGAACAGUACAACUUCCGAAAAUACUACUACCGCUAUGGAUGUUACUUCUAUACUACCAACUGGCGUUACAAUGACUACUGAGUCCAAAUGCCCGGCCACGCGGAAGAGAAAUAUCCUGUGGCCAGCAGCUUCUAGGGGAGAAUGGUCCUCUCAGCCUUGUCCCAAUGGAACUGUGGGCACAGCUCGAUGGUUCUGUGAGGGACCGAGAUGGAAAGGGGAACCAGACUUAAGUGACUGUACGUCGCCCUGGGUGAAUGAGCUGUACGAUCUGCUGAACGCAGGGGGUCCGGCAGGAGACAUCCUUGCUCUCGUAUCGGGUAACCUCAUCAACCAGGGCAAGGUGUACGGUGGUGACGUCAUCAAGAGUAUUGACCUGCUGAACGUGCUGGUGCAGCGGCAGGAGGAGCAGCUCGUCAACAUGACUCAGGAAGAGAGGAAGGGCACGGUCUCCAACUUCACACAGACGAUGACCCUUUGUGGAAGUACGCUGCUGAGGAGUGACAUAGGCAGCGCCUGGGACGACAUUCCAGAGGACAACAGGUCCCAGGUUGCAACCGGAGUCAUCAACAGUGCCGAAGGGUCUGGGUUCCUGGUAGCAAAGUCAUUGCCGGACGAAUCCUUCUCUUCCGUCCAAGACAAUUUAGUCUUGGAAGUUCUACCCGCCACCGGAGAUACCCGACGAUUCCCGAGUGGACUGUCUUCGGAGUGGAAUGACGUCACGGACAGCGUGUCUCUUCCAGCGACCAAUCAGCAAGUCGUAGCCCUUCUGUAUAACGACUCCCUCGGCACGUAUCUGAAGCCCAAAGACGCCGAUAGGACAGUCAACUCUCGGGUCAUCUCAGCAUCUCUCGGAAACGGAAGCACGCCCGGACAACUCGGUGACAACCAGAAAGUGACAAUUGUUCUACAGCACACAGACGCUCAAAACGCAUCCGUCCGAAAUCCGACUUGUUCGUUUUGGAACUUCUCCAAUGGUGGCUUUUGGUCUAGCAAGGGUUGUAUUAAAGCGAAGGAAAGCAAUGACACUCAUACGAUCUGUGAGUGCGAUCAUCUCACCAACUUUGCUAUUCUGAUGGACAUCUCAGGACAAGGGUUUACUGAAGCAGACAGGUUCGCCCUGAGCAUCAUCACGUGGGUCGGCUGCAUCAUCUCCAUCGUGUGCCUCGUCUUCGCCAUCUGCAUCUUUCUCGGAUCAAGACGUGUCCGUUGUCAGCGGACUGUUAUCCACGCCAACCUGUGCAUCUGCUUACUGUUGGCUGAAGCGCUGUUUUUGGCGGGAGUCGACAGAACAGAGAAUAAGGUUGCCUGUGAAGUGAUCGCUGUACUUCUCCACUACCUUUUCCUGGCCUCUUUCACAUGGAUGUGUCUGGAGGGAGUCCAACUCUACAUCUUACUCAUCAAAGUCUUCAAGACGCAGAGAUCAAGAAUGGUCUACUUUUAUUUGUUCGGAUACGGAGUUCCAGCACUGCUGGUUGGAGUAUCGGUUGCUGUGAACUACUCGGACGAUUUGAACGGAUACGUCACAGACAGAUACUGCUGGUUAAAUGCCCAAAUGUUCUUUAUAUGGAGCUUCGUUGGGCCUGCGCUCUUAAUCGUAUUGAUAAAUUUCGGGUUCCUGAUCAUAGCACUGAGAGUCGUGUACAGUCACAAGUCUGGCAAGAAAAUGAAGCAUUUUAAAACCGGAACAAAGUUCAAGUCUUGGAUCCGGGGUUCCCUGACAUUACUGUGUCUGCUGGGUGUGACAUGGGUGUUUGGGGUACUGUACCUGGACAGGGGGACCAUAGUGUUCGCCUACGUCUUCGCCAUUACUAACUCAUUACAGGGCCUGUUUAUCUUUAUAUUUCACUGUCUACUAAACGAAAAGGUCCAGGGCGAGCUGAUCCGAUGUUUCGCCCAGUGUUCGUGUUGUCCUGAGUUCCUCCGACAGAAGUACUUAGAGAGAGGCUCGGGAACAUUCGUACAUCACAGCGGGCAGUCCCACCGGCUACAUCAGAACACGCUGAAGACGGACUCCUCCGGCAGUACUAACUCCACACGGCUGAACAACACGUUAGACAACCAUAAGGUUCCACUGGCCAUGACAAACGGCAUCAAACGCAGAAAUAUGGACGUAACCAUCCCCGCCGAGUACAAAUUAAGAAGAGUGUAUCGCCGCCGAGAGACUAGUUACCCAGUGGAACUAGAUUCAUAUUCAAGUGCGAGGCACCAGGCAGUCCUCCCCCCGAUAGAGUCCAAGCCGUAUGAAAAGGGCACGUACUACCCACAUCCGGGGUACCGGGAGUUCUCGCACAGCUGGGAGAUGAUCAGUCUGCCUGGGAAGAACCAUCCUGCCAGUCCGUACAGGGGGGAGGUACGGAACGGCGCGGUUAACUUCCAGAUAGACAUCUAAACAGUGUAAUCACAACAUUCAUCCUUCUUCCAAAUAAAUGGCAGCCAAAGACACAGAAUGAAACCAAGCUAUGAUAGUAUACUACUAUAUAAAUGGUAGUGAUAUUUUAUGUUUUACACAUUCCAAUUAUUUUGGGUAAAAUGCAAAAUGUACAUCUAAUCGGGAAAUAUUUUUACUUGUAAUAUGAAUACACAAGACUCAGAAAUAUGCUGAAGUAUCGGAUCCCAUGACUGCUAAUAUGUACCGAAUGUAGAGGUAGGACUAUAGGGAUACUUAUGGAUACAAAUACAUGUACAUUCUGUGUGCUAUUCCAUUUUCAACAUUGAAACAGGGUGGACAAUAUAUAUCAUGUGCCAUAUUGAAGAAGUAAUUGUUACAUAUUAUAUAUUACGAGUUUGUAUAUAACACCAGCACCUGGGCAAUAUUUAUCUGCUGUAGACCCCAUAGCGUCAAAAAUUUGUGAAAAUAUGAUAUGCCAAGUAUAAAAUCGACACAAUCACAGAAAUCAGUAAUGUAAGUUGUACCAAAUACAGUGCAGGCAUUGUGAAAUUUCAUGCCACAUAGAAAUGCAUUAAAAAUAGACAAAAAGACAUAAAAAGAUAAAUAAGCUUGCCAAACGUUGUAGAUGUCAUUUACUAAGACGCAUUAUCAUAGUUUGUACAGCUCCAUCGUAAACGAUGUAUACCUGUAAAUAUGUUUGUAAUGUGAUGAUCAAUGUUGUGUAGAAUAGCGUGUAUGAUAAAUGUCAUACCAUGUACUAGUACCUAUCUUUACAAAUCAUAAUGUUUACUUUAUCUAUUCUCAUGUGUUGUUAUAGUAUGCAUAUAUCAAAUUGUGUUAGUAGAUGUAUUCGAGUACUCUAUCUAUAGAUGUGAUAUGGAAAAACAAGAUUGAACUAUUUUCAUCUUAAUCCUGUACAUAUGAUACUAUAAACUAUACCCGAACCAAGUCUGGUAUUUCACAAAAUGAUACAUGAGGAAUCCAAGAAACCGCUUCAGAUUACUAGUAUUCAAGAAUUCUCUGUUUUCCCUCUAGUGUACGUAUAACUGUAGCAUGGGUUACUGUGAAACUGUGCAAACUUGUGCAAUUCUUAUAUAGAGUUAUUACCAACUGCAAUAAGAAAAAAAUGCAUCCGUAUGAUAUUAAACACUGUUGAGUGAGACUAUAGAAUAUGACAGAUUCUUACAGUGAUAUAUUGAACACCUGUCUAGCUCUCUACAGUAACAGUGUAUUCUUGGAGCAUGUAACGUUGACGUUGUAUUUAAGAUAUCAAGCCAAAGUGAUAAAAAACUAUGUUACAACGCACAGACCAAUAAAGUAAUGUGCUCGGCCAUGA